This is a messenger RNA of Ophidiomyces ophidiicola, 1833 nucleotides long. It is a transcript of the gene VMA1, whose product is annotated as H(+)-transporting V1 sector ATPase subunit A. NCBI's taxonomy places the organism in Eukaryota, Fungi, Ascomycota, Eurotiomycetes, Onygenales, Onygenaceae. The record is from RefSeq and is a predicted model, not a curated record. Gene Ontology annotation, molecular function: proton-transporting ATPase activity, rotational mechanism; ATP binding; ATP hydrolysis activity. Bases 1 to 1833 code for a protein of 610 amino acids. Gene Ontology annotation, biological process: ATP metabolic process; proton transmembrane transport. Gene Ontology annotation, cellular component: proton-transporting V-type ATPase, V1 domain; fungal-type vacuole membrane. The transcript is spliced from 5 exons.
AUGCCUUCUAAGGAUUCGAGUAAAGCCCGCGACGGCGUCGAUGGAGCUCCCGAUGGCGCCGUCUUCUCCGUGUCGGGUCCUGUUAUCGUUGCUGAGAACAUGAUCGGCUGUGCUAUGUACGAGAUGUGCAGAGUCGGGUAUGACCUGAUUGUCGGAGAAGUUAUUCGCAUCGAAGGAGACCGAGCUACAAUCCAGGUUUAUGAAGAGACGGCUGGUGUCACCGUUGGUGACCCGGUUGUUCGAACCGGGAAACCUCUGUCCGUCGAAUUGGGACCUGGUUUGAUGGAAACCAUCUACGACGGCAUCCAGCGACCCCUAAAGGCUAUUUCUGACGAUUCGGAUAGUAUUUAUAUUCCUCGUGGUAUCUCUCUACCCGCUCUAGAUCGGAAGAAAAAGUGGGACUUCAAACCAGGCGAAUUCAAAGUUGGCGACCAUAUUACAGGUGGAGAUGUCUGGGGAACAGUCUUCGAAAACAGCUUGCUUCACGACCACAAGAUCCUUCUCCCACCACGAGCUCGUGGUACCAUUACGCGUAUCGCGGAAGCAGGCAGCUACACUGUUGAUGAGAAGCUUCUGGAGAUUGAAUUUCAAGGAAAGAAGACGGAGCACAGCAUGAUGCACGUUUGGCCUGUUCGAGUCCCCCGUCCUGUUAAUGAGAAACUUGCUUCGGAGUCCCCGUUCAUUGUAGGUCAGCGAGUGCUGGAUGCUUUGUUCCCAAGCGUUCAAGGUGGAACUGUUUGUAUUCCUGGUGCGUUCGGGUGCGGCAAGACUGUUAUCAGUCAGAGUGUCUCGAAGUUCUCCAACAGUGACAUAAUUGUUUAUGUCGGUUGCGGUGAGCGAGGAAACGAGAUGGCUGAAGUCUUGAUGGAUUUCCCAGAGCUCACCAUUACUAUCGACGGCCGCAAAGAGCCUAUUAUGAAGCGUACUUGUCUGAUUGCCAAUACAUCAAACAUGCCUGUGGCUGCUCGAGAGGCUUCCAUUUAUACGGGUAUCACCGUUGCAGAAUAUUUCCGUGACCAGGGUAAGCAUGUCGCUAUGAUGGCUGACUCCAGUUCGCGCUGGGCUGAGGCCCUGCGUGAGAUUUCUGGUCGUUUGGGUGAAAUGCCGGCAGACCAAGGUUUUCCUGCAUAUCUCGGAGCGAAACUUGCCUCAUUUUACGAGCGUGCUGGACAGAGUCUGGCUCUGGGUAGCCCUGAGAGGAAGGGAAGCGUCAGCAUCGUCGGUGCGGUCAGCCCGCCCGGUGGUGAUUUCGCAGAUCCCGUCACAUCCAGUACUCUCGGUAUUGUACAAGUCUUCUGGGGUCUUGACAAGAAACUUGCACAGCGAAAGCACUUCCCGUCUAUCAACACAUCUAUUUCCUACAGUAAAUACACUGCCAUUCUUGACAGAUAUUACGCAAAGGAGCACCCUGAGUUUCCUCGCCUGAGAGACAAAAUUAAGGAGUUGUUGAGUAACUCCGAAGAUCUGGAUCAAGUAGUCCAACUUGUCGGUAAAUCCGCUCUCGGAGAUCCUGACAAGAUUACUUUGGAUGUUGCCGCGCUUCUCAAAGACGACUUCCUGCAGCAAAAUGGUUAUAGUGACUACGACCAGUUCUGCCCGCUGUGGAAGACAGAGUACAUGAUGAAGGCAUUUGUGCAAUACUACGAAGAAAGCCAAAGGGCUAUCGCUCAAGGCCAGAGCUGGGCCAAGGUAAGGGAGUCAACGAGCGACAUUCAAACUGCUCUCCGAAACAUGAAAUUCGAAGUCCCCGAUAACGAAGACGAAGUCACAAAGAAGUACGAGAAAAUUCUUCAAGAUAUGUCCGAGAAGUUCGCAUCUGUUUCUGAUGAGUAG